CGCAAAAUUUCAGUAGCUCGAGAACAGUCGAACGUAGCGAAACGGAAGUGAAUAGGAAAAACGCUUUUGGAAAAGUGCAGCAUGUCUGGCAGUGAAAACUUGUUAUAUCUCUGCCUGCUCUUGACAGUGGGCGUGGCCUGGACUAAGGCCGAGACACAGCGCCCCAUCACAGAGACGUGUUUGGUGUGCAUGUGUGAGGCGCUGAGCGGCUGCAAUGGCACCGCGGUGUGUGUGAACGGGGCCUGCGGCCUGUUUCGCAUUACCUGGGAUCAGUGGGUGGAUUCGGGACGUCUGACAAUUCCGGGCGAUUCACCGCUCUCCGACAGCUCAUUCACAAACUGCGCAAAUGAUCCGCACUGUGCGGCAGACACACUGCAGCAUUAUAUGGUUAAGUAUGGGCAGGAUUGCAAUGGGGAUGAGCAUGAGGAUUGCUACGACUAUGGCGCUAUACACUAUAUGGGUCCAUUCAAUUGCCAAGCGGAUAUGCCCUAUACCUACGAGAGCAUCUUUAAAAGGUGUCUCAAGCGAGCGGAGAAGCAACAAAAACAACAACAAGCAACAAAUAACUGAGCGAAUUUAUUAAUCUGUUAUUGUGUCUAUUUAUUCUAGGAAAGUGAAUUGUUUAACGAACUGUAUAUAGCACAUGGGGUUUUCCACCUCAUUAAAUUCAAUUGUUAUAUAAGAAAAUUAAAACUUUUUUUUACAUUG
Messenger RNA from Drosophila montana, 708 nucleotides. RefSeq names its product lysozyme-like. Lineage: Eukaryota; Metazoa; Arthropoda; Insecta; Diptera; Drosophilidae. Gene Ontology annotation, molecular function: lysozyme activity. The coding region runs from base 82 to 570 and encodes 162 amino acids. The record is from RefSeq and is a predicted model, not a curated record. The transcript has 2 exons.